Messenger RNA from Amyelois transitella, 1827 nucleotides. RefSeq lists its product as uncharacterized. The transcript is spliced from 6 exons. Lineage: Eukaryota; Metazoa; Arthropoda; Insecta; Lepidoptera; Pyralidae. The coding region runs from base 149 to 895 and encodes 248 amino acids. The record is from RefSeq and is a predicted model, not a curated record.
CACACGGGAUGAGCGUCUGUUCCCGCGGGGAAAGUUUUCGAUGUUAUUUCUAGUUUUUCUGUACUGUUAACUAAAAUUGUAGUUCCAGUGGCAAUGAAUUGAAAUUAAUUGAGAUUCUUUCAAAUGUGACAACGAAUUUGUGAUUUCAAUGCCUGUGCUGAAUGCGUCGGCGAUGUGGUCUCGCAAGCACUCGGUAUGCAGUGCUGUGAGCGGGGCCUCUAAGUGUGACGACGACCUGGUCAAUGGGGUACAGCUGUACCCCUUCGCAAUCGCCUUAAGAGUCAGGGUGCUGCAGAUCGUGUGCGGGAUCGCUGGACUAGUCGUCGGAGCAGUCGGCUGGCUGGAGGAGAGGCAGAAGCUGGAACUGGGGUUGGGAGUUCCAGCUGGAGCCAUCACGGUGCUUGCUGCAGCAACAUCAGUAUACUACAGCCGUGGGUUCGGCGGUUGGGUGUCAGCAAGGUCCCGGUCCACCAGGGCCUGGGGCGCCCCGUGGCGGGCCCUGGGCCCCUCUCCCUGCGCAGCUGUACCACUGACAUUACUGUGGACAGCAGCUGUUGGGGCCCACGCUGCUAUGCUCGCGUUUUGUAUAAGAUCCCUUAUGAAUAUUGGCUGUGGAAGUACCACGUGUAUAGGCGUGGCAGGCGCCCAGCUGUCAGUCUCCAUCACGACCCUGGCUGCAGCAGUAUUUAUGCUUCAACUGGACCUGAGGUUCGACGCGUCGCUAUCCCCACCCCCGAGGCAGUCUGACACACACAUAUUCACUGCUGUAUCUAUGGUACCUUUAACAUCAGUGGCCAUCAACAGUGGUAACAGUGGGGAUGGUGGUACCGACCCCACCAACAGUCCCCUGAACAAGGAGAAGGACCUCCAAUUACCCAACGACCCGAACUCCUGAUCCAGCGGAUCGGCCUGAAGGAAGUUCAGUGCAAGGAUACAACUUAUGUGACUUUAAAACCAAAUAAUAUAAUAGAGAAUAUAAAUGAUACGAGAAACUUGCAUCGAAGAUUCAUUUUUCGUAUAGUCAUAGUCAAAAGUUUUAGACCUUUGACCAUGUCUAAAUGCGGAUGAACUAAAAAUAACUGGCAAAAGAACUUGAGUAGAUCAAAAGUAUUUGGUAUCUGAAACGAGGUAAUAAGCGAGACGGUAGUACUGACACUGCCAACAGUCCCCUGAACCAAAAAAAGGACCUCCAACUACUAAAUGAUCCGAAAUCCUUUUCCAGCGGAGCGGCUUAAAGAAAGUUAAUUGCGAGAUUUUCUGUGACUUAACAUAAUUAUAACGUAAACUAAAUGGAAUGGACUUUAUAAUAUUAUAAACUUGUGGAUCCGUUUGUAAUGUGCUGAGAAAUUGCAGGCAAAUAACUGAAAUAAUCUCUGGUAUCGUCACAGGCAAAAGUCUUUACACAAAAAAAAUUAAGUGACAAAAAGUGGAAACACAGCUUUUGAUCACUAAAGGUCAACAUUAUAUACUUUGUCUCGAAGUUGGUAAAUAGGUUUUGUUUGUAAAAAUACAAAAGGACAAAUAUUUUGGUAUCGUCAUAGUUAAAAUUGUUAACCGGUCAAUAUAUUUUUCGACCGUUGAGUUUGACAGAGAUACACCACUACCAGAAAGCUUGAGUCGUAUAACAAAAAUAAAUAAAAAAUAUUUUCUACCCUUGAAUGGAAGUUGAGAUAAAUUUUGACAUAAGGCAUCUUUCCAAUUCAAUAUAUCGGUGUAGAAGAAUAUAUUUUAAUUCGUGUACAAAAAAUAUAUGUAAAAAAGAUAACUGCUUUUUUGACUUAAACCUAGUUGAAAUAUUAGUAAAAUAUUCGAUAACUAUAAGUGCAU